AUGGCUUCAAUGAAUUAUUGUUUCACUGUGUGUCGUGCAACUGACGAAAAUGCUCAACACAGAUCUCAUAUAAACACGGCAUCACAAGCAAUCGAUGUUCCUCAAUCAUCAUCGCCUGCUAAUGGUGCUUACUUCUUCGGACGAUUCUUUUCGUUUGGUAGUUCAUCAUCAUCAUCAUCGCCUACAUCAACAUUUGCUAAUCGAUUUCUUCUCAAAGCAUCUGAUGUCAUCCAUGAUGAUGAUAACUUAGCUUGA
Molecule: messenger RNA, 255 nt
Organism: Adineta ricciae
Lineage: Eukaryota; Metazoa; Rotifera; Eurotatoria; Adinetida; Adinetidae
Source: the annotation of a GenBank genome assembly